AUGGGAGCUAGAGGACGAGGAUCAACAUUCCGCGGCCGCGGAGGCCGAGGAAGAGGACGAGGUGGUAGAGGAAAAUCCUUCGGCCAGUUUGGACCAAGCCGGCGCUUCGAAGCAGGACGAUUGAAUGACGAGGAGGAGGAAGACAUGUCGGACAAUGCCGACCCUGAGAUGUCUUCUGACAACGACCAGAUCUCUGGCCCUGAGUCCGACGACGACGAGGCCAACGACCCUUCUGCCAGACCAUACAUGGCCCUCAUGCAGAGUUUGGCUUCCAGUCAUCCACCUCAGGCCAAAAGACGUAAAAUUGAGCCGACUGAAGCACAAUUAGCCAUCACAAAAACGGAGCAGGCCUCAGAGGAAGAAGAGAUGGAGCUGGACAAUGCGGACGACCUUGGCGAGGAGAGCGAGGACCAAGACGAAAAUGCGAAUGAAAGUCAAGACGACGAUGAUUCAGAUGAAGAAGAUGAAACUGACCCCUUUGAUUCUCACUUUGCAAACCCUGACGAAAAAGUUAGUGGAGUUGCCAUAUCCGCAGCCAAGGAUGGGAACUGGGAAACGAAACGCAUGCUUCUUGGACCUCUCCGAGCCACGAUUUCACAGGCUGGAUUAUCAUCAGAGAUUUCGGCUCCUGCUAUAAUGUCGAAUUUAGGGAGCGCACGAUUGAAGCAAAAGCUUCGACAGGAAGUUGGAAACAAGCUCAGCAAACUGAAUGCCACCGAACAGGCCAUUGCUGGACCUUUAUUCGACUACCGCGACCUGUUAUACUGCGACCGAAACGUCAAGUCAUCACAGCGUUUGCUGAAAAUGACAUGUUUGCAUGCACUAAACCACGUCUUCAAGACCCGCGACCGCGUUAUCAAAAACAACUACCGACUAGCGAAAGAUGCGACUGAUUCAGAACUCGAGCUGCGGGAUCAAGGCUUUACUCGCCCUAAAGUUUUGUUUAUUGUGCCUACGAGAAACUCCUGCGCCAAGCUCGUUUCUAUUAUACGCGAUCUUUGCAAGCCAGACCAAGAGGAGAACCGUAAACGAUUUGACGAAUCCUAUAUCCAAAAAGACUCCAACUUUGGAGAUGAUCGCCCCGAAGACUUCCGAGACCUGUUUGAGGGCAAUGAUGAUGACAUGUUCCGGAUUGGAAUGAAGUUUACAAGAAAGACUGUGAAAUACUUUUCUCAGUUCUACAGCUCUGAUAUACUUUUUGCAAGUCCGCUCGGACUUCGCAUGGCUAUUGGAUCAGAGGAUGACAAAAAGAAAGUUGACGCCGACUUCCUGAGCUCUGUGGAAAUGGUUGUUGUCGAUCAGACAGACGCCCUUCUGAUGCAAAACUGGGAGCACGUCGAGUAUAUCUUUGAGCAUCUGAACCUCCAACCGAAAGAAGCUCACGGCUGUGAUUUCAGUCGUGUUCGAAACUGGUAUCUGGAAGAUUGGGCUAAAUAUUUCCGCCAAACAAUCAUUCUAAGUGCAUUCAACACGCCUGAACUGGCCGAACUCCAGCGACGUCACUGCCAUAACUGGGCUGGCAAGAUCCGACUACAGCCUGAAUAUACGGGAUGUAUCCAAAAUCUUGAAAUUAAGACCAAGCAAACUUUCUCGAGAUUCCAAGCAUCCUCUGUUGAGAAUGAGCCGGAUGCUCGAUUUGAGUACUUUGUGUCGGCCAUUGUACCUUCGAUUGUGAAGCGGGCAAAGGACGCCCAUGGAACUUUGAUCUUCAUCCCCUCUUAUUUGGACUUUGUGCGAGUGAGAAAUUACUUUGCCACCUCACUGGUCGUCAGCAAUGUGUCGUUUGGCGCAAUCUCGGAAUACACAGAUGUUCCAGAGGCGUCCCGUGCCCGUUCGCACUUUGUGACUGGAAGACACAGAGUGUUAUUAUUUUCCGAACGUGCCCACCAUUUCCGACGCUACCAGAUCAAAGGUGUUGAACGUGUCAUUUUCUAUGCUCUUCCUGACAACCCAAUCUUCUACAAGGAAAUCGCGGGUGGCUACUUGGCGAAGAGUGAGCAAGAAAUGUUGAUUGACCCUGGCAAGGGCACAGUCCGAGCUAUGUUCUGCAAGUAUGAUGCUAUGAAGUUGGAAAGAAUUGUCGGGUCAAAGCGUGUUGGCAAGAUGAUUCAAGAUAGAGGCGAUACUUUUGAUUUCAUAUAA
[Torrubiella] hemipterigena is the source of this 2142-nucleotide messenger RNA. NCBI's taxonomy places the organism in Eukaryota, Fungi, Ascomycota, Sordariomycetes, Hypocreales, Clavicipitaceae. The record is from the annotation of a GenBank genome assembly.